This is a messenger RNA of Acanthocheilonema viteae, 648 nucleotides long. The record is from the annotation of a GenBank genome assembly. Lineage: Eukaryota; Metazoa; Nematoda; Chromadorea; Rhabditida; Onchocercidae.
AUGACAGCAUUAACGGCUCGUCGUACAAAAUUUCAACAAUUAUCAAAAUGCAAUGUUUCACCGGAAACUACCGUUACGCAACAGCAACAUCACUUACGGCAACGUAUUAUUGAUGAAACAUAUCCGGAACUGUUACUUGAUCAAGAAAAGAAGUAUAAAGCGAAGUUACAAUGUAAAACACCGUCGUUACCUGCUACAAUUGAAGAUGCUAGCGAAGAUGAAGAAUUAAUGACUGUAAGCAAUUGUUUGUCUUCCACUACCAGAAGUCUUGAAGGACGUUCACCAUAUGUGCUACCACCGGAGGAACUCUUUCAACAUAAUCUUCCCGAAAAUCGAGAUUUCUUCUCUCAUCCUCUCAUAAGUCCAAAAUUGGAACGUCGUUCCCUAAGACCACUUCGCAUUACAAAAACAAUCACCGGACCAUCACGAGGAUUUAAUGAUUCUAUCAUACGAAAUAAACGAUCACAUUCAUUACUUGGUGAGCGUCUAAGUAGCGCAAAUUUCGAUUCAGACUUCUUGAACCUACCACCAAUUCCCGAAACUGUUUCAAUGAAGAAAAUAUCAGAAAAAGACGGAUCAAAGUGGGAUGAUAAAGAAGAGAAUGUCUUUGAAGCCUUCGAACACUUCAAUUCCAGUGCGUUCACAUAA